Messenger RNA from Indicator indicator, 1776 nucleotides. RefSeq names its product zinc finger and BTB domain containing 2 (gene ZBTB2). The coding region runs from base 35 to 1570 and encodes 511 amino acids. NCBI's taxonomy places the organism in Eukaryota, Metazoa, Chordata, Aves, Piciformes, Indicatoridae. Gene Ontology annotation, molecular function: DNA-binding transcription factor activity, RNA polymerase II-specific; protein binding; RNA polymerase II cis-regulatory region sequence-specific DNA binding. The record is from RefSeq and is a predicted model, not a curated record. Gene Ontology annotation, cellular component: nucleus. The transcript has 3 exons. Gene Ontology annotation, biological process: regulation of transcription by RNA polymerase II.
CCUCAGCGGCCUGCGGCCCCCAGAGUGUAAAAAGAUGGAUUUGGCCAACCAUGGACUUAUUCUGCUGCAGCAACUAAAUGCUCAGAGAGAGUUUGGUUUCCUGUGUGACUGCACAGUUGCCAUUGGUGAUGUCUACUUCAAGGCACACAAAUCAGUCCUUGCUUCUUUCUCCAACUACUUCAAGAUGUUGUUUGUUCAUCAAACCAGUGAAUGUGUCCGUUUGAAAGCAACUGACAUACAACCAGAUAUCUUCAGUUAUCUUUUACAUUUGAUGUACACUGGGAAGAUGGCACCGCAACUCAUUGACCCAGUUCGACUAGAACAGGGAAUAAAGUUUCUGCAUGCAUAUCCACUAAUUCAAGAGGCCAGCCUUGCAAGUCAGGGAACUUUUUCUCACCCGGAUCAAGUUUUUCCAUUAGCAUCUUCAUUAUAUGGCAUUCAGAUUGCAGAUCACCAGAUAAGACAUCCCACUAAGGUUACAUCAACGACUGACAAACUCGGGCGAGAACCAAGGCCACAGACAUCACGGAUGAACCAAGAGCAGAUUUCUGAAGGCUCACAGCUCUCGCAGCUAGGUACAACGCUGCCACAAGUGAACAGGACAAAUAUGUCCACUUCUGACCCAUUGCCAUCUUCUUUAUCUCCAGAGUUGGUAUCUGCUGCUGGUAAUAAUUCACCUGCAGGAGAAGAGGCCAACAUGGAAGCAUCUUCUUCAGAUGAACAGCCUGCCUCACUCACAAUAGCACAUGUCAAGCCAAGCAUUAUGAAAAGGAACGGAAGCUUCCCAAAAUACUAUGCCUGCCACCUCUGCGGCCGUCGGUUCAAUUUGCGAAGUAGUUUGCGUGAGCACCUGCAGAUCCACACGGGAGUUCCCUUCACAUCUGGCCAGCAGGGAGAAAGUAAUAUUUCUUUGUCCCUCUGCAACAACACAGCCGAUAAGGAUGCUGUGGAAGUACCUGAAGCAGGGAUGAUUAGUGACAGCGAGCUGCAGCAGAUCUCAGACUCCCCAAUAAUUGAUGGGCAGCAACAGUCAGAAACACCACCGCCCUCUGAUAUUGCAGACAUAGACAACUUGGAGCAGGCAGAUCAAGAGAGGGAAGUAAAGCGACGGAAAUAUGAAUGUUCCAUCUGCGGUCGCAAAUUUAUUCAGAAAAGCCACUGGAGGGAGCACAUGUACAUACACACUGGCAAGCCCUUCAAGUGCAGCACUUGUGACAAAAGCUUUUGUAGGGCUAACCAGGCUGCCAGACACGUGUGCCUAAACCAGAGCAUGGACACGUACACGAUGGUGGACAAACAGACUCUGGAACUCUGUACUUUUGAGGAAGGCAGUCAAAUGGACAACAUGCUAGUACAGACCAACAAGCCCUACAAAUGUAACUUGUGUGACAAAACAUUUUCAACUCCCAAUGAAGUAGUCAAACAUUCGUGCCAAAAUCAAAACUCUGUCUUUACACUAGAAGAAGAUCGCUCCAUUCUGCUAGGUGGUGGGGACACAGAAGCCACAGAGACUGAUAAUACAGUGUUAGCCUCCAUCAAAAAGGAGCAGGAAGCAGUGUUGUUAGACUGAAUGUGAAACUUAUAUCAAUUUUUUAAAGUUUCUUUACGUAUUUUUUAUUAAAUCAAUUUUUCCCUCCCUCCACCUCUUGCCUCACCCUUGCCAUCUCUUCAACCAGUCUCCUUCACACCCUUUGUCUUCAGCAACCAGAACUGUACUGGCAUGUUAGAAAAUUGGACUUUGCCUCUCCCACCAAAACAAACAAAAAAGCUUUUGCA